Pararge aegeria (speckled wood butterfly) is the source of this 2632-nucleotide messenger RNA. RefSeq names its product TAR DNA-binding protein 43-like. Bases 138 to 1370 code for a protein of 410 amino acids. Lineage: Eukaryota; Metazoa; Arthropoda; Insecta; Lepidoptera; Nymphalidae. Gene Ontology annotation, biological process: regulation of gene expression. The record is from RefSeq and is a predicted model, not a curated record. Gene Ontology annotation, molecular function: RNA binding. The transcript has a single exon. Gene Ontology annotation, cellular component: nucleoplasm.
GCAAUGGGUACCUAACCCGUAGCUGACGUAUUUUAUAUUUUUAAGAAAUAAAAAUUGUACAGAAAUAUUGUUUAAGUGAAAGUAUCUGUGUUUAUUUUUAUCGUAUAUUAUUUAAUAUCGUUCAUGAUUAAGAAAUAAUGUCCUUCGAGUACUUGCCCGUGGCCGAAGAUGAAAAUGAAGAACCCAUAGAACUUCCAAUCGAAGAAGAUGGUACAUUGAUGUUAACGACAGUAUCCGCGCAAUUUCCUAGUUGUUGUGGACUUAAGUAUCGACAUCCCGAGACAAAAACAUUUAGAGGUAUUCGAUUAAGGGAUGGCAGGCUUUUUCCACCUCCAGAAGGUUGGGGUAAUUACCUUUACAUUUGCAGUUUUCCAAAAGAAAAUAAACGAAAAUCAGGUGACAAUUCAGAACCUUCAUCGACCAAAAGCAAACGUAAUGAUAACCUGUGCUCUGACUUAAUUGUUUUGGGAUUACCAUGGAAAGCAACAGAACAAACUGUUCGUGAGUACUUCGAAAAGUUCGGCGAAGUUUUGAUGGCGCAACUAAAACGAGACCCUAAAACUGGUAUGUCUAAAGGUUUUGCAUUCAUCCGAUUUUCCUCAUAUACAACUCAAAUGAGAGUGUUAGCUCAGAGACAUAUGAUAGAUGGUCGUUGGUGUGAUGUACGGAUACCUAACUCAAAAGAAGGCUCCCUCAAUUCCAUGCCUUGUAAAGUUUUUGUUGGACGCUGUACUGAAGAUUUAUCAGCCAAUGAUUUAAGAGAAUAUUUCUCGCAAUUUGGAGAAGUAACUGAUGUUUUUAUUCCAAAGCCUUUUAGGGCAUUCAGUUUCAUUACAUUUUUGGAUCCAGAAGUUGCACAAAACUUAUGUGGUCAAGAUCAUAUCAUUAAAGGUGUGUCGGUAAAUGUGUCAAAUGCAUCACCAAAACAAAAUAAAAGUGGCUCCAACCAACGAAGUUUACCAAGUAGAACCUAUGACGAGGGGCAUCCACAUAAUACUACAAAUAACAACUCGUGGACUAGCCGUAAUAUGGAUAUGGUAAAUAUGCAAGCUUUAAGUUUGUCGGGACAACAUGGCCAAACUGCUGUGUCUGGAGGAGGUGGUCAGGGUCAAGGUGGUAGUAUGCCCCUGGGUAUGGGAGGCUUACCAGUAAACCAGGCACUUGUAGCUGCAGCUUUAAAUCAAGCAGGGUGGGGUUUAAUCAACAAUAUUCCAUCAGGAGGCUCUGAGCAAGGAGCUUUUGCAGGCCCAGCAUCAUCUGCUCCCCCUGCACCACCCAACUUUCUUUCAUGGAUGCAACAAGGUAAUUCUGCACAGGGACCUUCUAGUCAGUGGGGACAAAGACACCAAUCCCAAGGCCAUUCUGUUUGAUCCAGUGUCUGAUUUGAUAAGCUCACAAUAAUCUCUGUGAUUGUAGCAAGAAUUAGAUAAUUAUUAUUUGUCUUAACCUAUAAUACAAAUGGGUUGUUCUGUUGGUGAAGAGUGGUUUGCUACUGAUGUUAUUAAUUUAUUAUGGAAUUGCUUGUGUUUUGUUGUUUUUUUUAAUCUUAUUACACUAUUAUGCUAUUAAAUGUUUCGAAACAUUUGAAGCAGUAGCUAGAUGUAUGUAACAUAAUAUGAUUUACUGUUGGUGUGCUUUUCUAUUACAGAUAAUUUUUACUUUUAAUAAUAUUUAACCCACUAACUCUUUUAAAAACGAAAUAAUGCAGCAAGUAACAGCUUUAUGGUAAUUUCACACUACAAUAAGAGCAGCUGCUUGGCUUAUUGUAUUAAAUAUCACUUAAAUAUUUUAUCAUCAAUAACAAAAUUUAGGAGUAAUGCUACAUCAAAUUUAUAAAAUUUAGUAUUUUCAUUCUUUCUUUUAUAAAACACAAUCACAAUGCUGCCCAGCGCUGGUAUUUAUGGGGACAUUGGUUUAUAAGCUCUAAGAUGAUAAAAAACUUAUUUACCAACAUCCCACAUUAAGUUUUCUUUUGUGAUAAUAACCUAAAAUAUCCUUUUGUUUUUUAAUACCUAUUGUUGGAUAUAAUCUGCAUACAAGUAUUGUAACAAUCCAUUUAUAUUUCAAGUGUUAAGUAUAUUUUUGACAAUGUCUUUUGGGUUUACAUGUUUCUUCUAACAUAUUGGUUUUUUCAUAUUUAUUUUUUGAUAUAUAUAUAUAAUAUAAUUAAUCUUACACCCCAAAUAAGUUGUAACUUUAAUAGGUUAAGUGUACUGUGCUUUGUACAUUAUUAUGUACCUAUGUUUUUACAACAGAUUGUUGAAAGUUCAUACUUGUAUAGUGAAAGAUAGAGGUCUAUUGAUUGUUAUCAUUGUUUAUCAAAUAAUGUUGAUUAUUAUAAAUUUAUUGUGUGUUUCCUCAGGAUAUGUGCAAAUUUAUGGUAAAUGUCUAUUUUUGACAAAAUAAAUGGCUAGAUAUUUUUGUGACUAAGCAAUGUGGAAUUUUUCAUUGAAUGGGUACCUAGCAGUAGAUAAUAUAGUAAAUCCACUGGCGUAAUUAUGUAAUAAUAUGCAUGUAUAUUAUGUAGGACAGAUUUGAUAUGAUGUUGGUACAAAUUUUAAGACUGUAAAUAACUUUCAGCUUAUAUUUAACAAAAUAGAUUAUUAAAUGUCAAUAAAUAUUUUAACACUUA